CAACGCAGUAAGAGCUGACAUACGACACUUCCUCAGCUGCCAGACAGGAUUCCUAUGUUAUACCUUCCACUCUGUGUCUUUGGUUCAAAUCAUCAGGACGGUUAUACAAGAAGCCUCCUGACAAUUUCCGGCUUCUCUCCUGAUCUUCCGUCCAAACACGCACCUAUAAGAGGGCAAUCAUGAACUGGGGUGGUCUAAAGGAUCUCCUCAGUGGAGUUAACCAAUACUCCACUGUGUUUGGCCGGGUCUGGCUUUCUGUGGUGUUUGUCUUCCGGGUCCUGGUGUUUGUGGUCGCAGCUCAGCGGGUGUGGAACGACGAAACCAAAGACUUUGACUGCAACACUGAGCAGCCAGGCUGCAAAAACGUCUGUUACGACCAUGUCUUCCCCAUCUCCCACAUCCGCCUGUGGGCCCUGCAGCUCAUCUUCGUCACCUGCCCAUCGCUCAUGGUCGUCGGUCACGUCAAGUACAGGGAGAAGAAGGACAUGGAGUACACUACCUCCCACGAGGGGAAGCACUUGUAUGCCCACCCUGGAAAGAAACGUGGAGGCCUGUGGUGGACUUACCUGGUGAGUUUGAUCUUCAAGGCAGGCUUCGAUGCUGGCUUCCUCGGUGUCCUGUAUUAUGUCUACCACGGUUACGACAUGCCCCGCCUAAUCAAGUGCGAACUGGCUCCUUGCCCCAACGUAGUGGACUGCUACAUAAACCGCCCCACUGAGAAAAAGAUCUUCAUGCUCUUCAUGGUGAUCUCCUCCGCUGUCUGCAUCUUUAUGUGCAUCUGCGAAAUGAUUUACCUCAUCUUCAAACGUAUCAAAAAGUUCAUUUUGAGGAAGAAGGAGUACGAAAUGCAGAGGUUCGCUGAAACUCACGAAAUGGUCCCUCUCUCACAUCCAAGAUCGGUCUUCAAAUCCAAAUCCUCUGUAAGAGUGGAUCCUACAGCAUCUAUUCGGAAUCUCAGCAACACCAGGACAGAAGAAAAGCCUGGUAAGCUAGUGGAGAAAAGCUAGAAGAACACUGCCCAACUCCAUGGUGAGAGGGAGUUCUCCACGAGAGAAAACGCCAGUUGCCUUAAGCAAUCCUUUAAUGUGGAUUUGUAAAUAAUUUAGAUAUUCUGAAGGACUCGAUGUGCACCUCUUCUCUCUUAACACAAAGGUCUCCAAUGUGGAAGGAUUGUGUGUUUAUUUGACUGGUUGUUGUGUUCUGGUUGUGCGAUCUGUAAUAUUUGUAAAUAACAACAACACAAAUAAAUGUGCGAUCUGUAAUAUUUGUAAAUAACAACAACACAAAUAAAUGAACGUGGGCACUGAUGAGUAUGUAAGCAUUGACCACGAAUAACUAUAAGUAAUAUUAAGCGAUGCUUAGCACUUUCUAGUACAACUGAAUAACUCAGUUGGAGUUCUCUCUUAUCGCACCAUUUCAUUACAACUCCUUCACAAUAAGUUUAUAUUGUUCAUGGAGCUGAAAAGUUGUAUUUUCAUAAACCUACUUUAAUAGUCAAAACAUAAGACUAUUAGACAUAUUGAAGAUGUUUUGUUUGACAUUUUGUAUUUAUAAAUACAUACAAAAUAAAGUGGU
Molecule: messenger RNA, 1575 nt
Organism: Poeciliopsis prolifica (blackstripe livebearer)
Lineage: Eukaryota; Metazoa; Chordata; Actinopteri; Cyprinodontiformes; Poeciliidae
Gene: gjb9b
Product: gap junction protein beta 9b
Exons: 3
Coding region: 180-1007 (275 amino acids)
Biological process (GO): cell communication
Cellular component (GO): connexin complex
Source: RefSeq, a predicted model, not a curated record